Closterium sp. NIES-65 is the source of this 2226-nucleotide messenger RNA. NCBI's taxonomy places the organism in Eukaryota, Viridiplantae, Streptophyta, Zygnematophyceae, Desmidiales, Closteriaceae. The record is from the annotation of a GenBank genome assembly.
AUGACCAGCUGCGUUCUUUCCUCCGCCGCGUCCCUCGCUGGCUGCCAAAUUGCGGCUCCCCGUCAACAGCAGACUGUCAGGCGGUCAGUCGCCGCCGUCCGCUGCGAGGCGGCGUCAUCGGAGGACAAGCACGUCGUGUCCCGGCGAUCAGCCGCUGCUUUCGGCCUAGCUGCGCUUCUCGCUGCCAUCCCCGCGUCUUCCGCUUCCGCUAAAGACAUCCCUCUUUUCGGCAUUAGGAGGAAGGCUGUUGAGGAGGAGCCCGCUGCUGCUCCAGUGGCUGCUCCCGCGGUUGCCUCGUCUCCCGCUGCUCCCGUUGUUGCUCCCUCCGUCGGUGUCCCAGUUACGUCAGAGAGCGACAUUCCCGCUGAGACCCAGGCUGUCGCCGUUGCUGCCGUGGAGGUCGUUGCUGUGCUUACCGCUGGCGCCAUCGUCAAGUCGGUGUUCUCGUCCCUGCGGCACGUUAGUCAUAGGGGGAAGGGCAACGGGAAGGGGAAGGGGAAGGGGAAAGGGGUCGCGGAUGGGGGAGGAGGGGGCGCGGAGGGCGAGGGGGAAGGGGGCGGAGGGGGAGCGGAGGAUGAGGAGAUGCGGAAGUUUCUGGCGGAGGUGAAACGGGCAGAGGCGGAAGCAGCUGCUGCGAAACGAGCAGCGAGAAAGAGAGGGCGGGUGGUGGCGGCUUUAGCCCAUGGUGCUGAUGCUGAUAUGGAAGAGGAAGAAGAGGAGGAAGAGGAGGAUGAGGGGGAGGAGGAAGGGGAGGGAGAGGGAGAGGAGGGUGAAGAGGCAGGAGAGGGGAAGGGGGAAGGGAGGAAGGGGCAGGAAGGUGGAAAUGAGGAUGUGGAAAUGACUGCUGGAGACGAACAAGAGCAACGGCAGCAGCAGGGGCAGGAGAAAGGGGAGGGGCAGGGGCAGCAAGGGCAGGGGCAAGCGGAGGAGGGGGAUCCAGCAGAAGGGGAUCAGUUUGAGGAUGAUGACGGCACGACAUACCGAUGGGAUGCCCGCAUGCGCGUGUGGGUGCCUCUGGGGGAAGAAGGAGCAGCAGCAGCAGCAGCAGCAGCAGCAGCAGCAGCAGGAGCAGGAGCAGCAGGGGCACCAGAUGCAGCAGCAGGGUUACCAGGUUACGACCCAGAGCAGAUGGUAUUCGUAGAGGACGAGGAGGUUAUUCCGUCUCUAGACGCUGUCAUUGCUGCUGCUGUUGCUGAGAGGGAGCGAGCAGAGGCGAGCGAGGAGGAGGAGAUGGGGGCGGGGCGAGGGGGGAAUGAGGAGCGUGGCCAACAACGAGCCAAACGAGUGGUGGCCAAUAACGAGCCAAACGAGUGGUUUGAGCUGAAAGUCAAUACGAGUGUGUAUGUCACCGGCCUGCCUCAUGACACCGACGAGGACGAGGUGAGUUGCUGUGCCACUGCUAUAGGCGUGUGGUGGAUAUUCAUAUGGAGAGUGGUGCUUCGUGUCAGUGCCACUGCUAUAGGCGUGUGGUGGAUAUUCAUAUGGAGAGUGGUGCUUCGUGUCAGUGCCACUGCUAUAGGCGUGUGGUGGAUAUUCAUAUGGAGAGUGGUGAUUCGUGUCAGGGCCACUGCGUUUGCCCUUAACUUCUGCUUCUUUUCUCCGAUUCUGGAUCUGGACACGGGCAAGGCACGGGUGAAGCUGUAUCGGGACAAGGCAACGGGCGAGCUCAAGGGGGAUGGGCUCAUCACAUUCCUCAAGCCGCCUUCAGUUGACCUAGCUCUCAAGAUUCUGGACGGCACUCCUCUGAGACUAGGAGACAAGCAGCCUAUGUCUGUGACUCUGGCCAAGUUCGAGCAGAAAGGCAAUGUGUUUGUAAAGAAAGCGAGUGACAAGAACAAGAAGAAGAAACUCAAGAAGCUCGAAGCGAAGGUGCUCGGAUGGGGCGGAUCAGACAAUGCGAAGCACACCCUGCCCAUGACGGUGGCGCUCUUCCACAUGCUCACUCGCGACGAGGUGGUGGUUAAUGUUCCUUGCGGAUCCGACAACGCCAAGCACACCCUGCCCAUGACGGUUGCUCUCUUCCACAUGCUCACACGCGACGAGGUGGUCAAUGACCCCUCACUGCCGGUGGAGCUGGAGGCGGAGGUGCGCGAGGAGUGCGCCAAGAUGGGGGUCGUUGAGAGGGUCAAGGUGUACCCCAAUCAUCCAGACGGUGUAGUGACAGUGAGGUUCAAGGACAAGGCAGCUGCGUUCAAGUGCAUAGAAGUCAUGCAUGGGCGAUGGUGA